Messenger RNA from Paralichthys olivaceus (Japanese flounder), 354 nucleotides. The record is from RefSeq and is a predicted model, not a curated record. Lineage: Eukaryota; Metazoa; Chordata; Actinopteri; Pleuronectiformes; Paralichthyidae.
UGUUUUAAACCGAACUCCAGUUCAUCUCAUCCAUGAAAUCAUCCUGGUGGACGACUUCAGCAACGACGAAAGUGACUGUCAGCUUCUCACCAAACUGCCCAAAGUCAAAUGUCUUCGCAACAACAAGAGAGAAGGUCUGAUCAGGUCCAGGGUGCGAGGGGCCGAUGCUGCGAGGGCCGGGGUCCUGACCUUCCUGGACAGUCACUGUGAGGUCAACAAGGACUGGCUGCCUCCGCUCCUGCAGAGGAUCAAACAGGACCCAACCCGUGUGGUCAGCCCGGUCAUCGACAUCAUCAACAUGGACACGUUUGCCUACGUGGCGGCCUCGGCUGAUCUCCGUGGAGGUAUGGAAAU